Molecule: messenger RNA, 471 nt
Organism: Dermacentor silvarum
Lineage: Eukaryota; Metazoa; Arthropoda; Arachnida; Ixodida; Ixodidae
Product: amine sulfotransferase
Exons: 2
Coding region: 1-471 (156 amino acids)
Biological process (GO): sulfation
Cellular component (GO): cytoplasm
Molecular function (GO): sulfotransferase activity
Source: RefSeq, a predicted model, not a curated record
AUGAAUGACGAGUCGCUCAUCGAGGUCGACGGCCUACUGGUCAAUGAUUUCCUUCGCGAAGAGAACGUGCGGGCUGCGAUGCACUACCGGCCGCGGGAUGAUGACGUGUUCAUUGCUAGCUAUCCAAAAUGCGGUACGACCUGGACCCAGUACAUCGUGUGCAACAUCUUCACCCGUGGCAACGCCCCGAACAACGUGACAGACUUCUUGCUCCAGGCGCCGUACUUCGACUUCAUGGGUGCGGACGCUCCGAGAAAGAUGCCCAGGCCCGGAGCGUUGAUGACGCACCUGCCGUUCAACAUGCGCUGCCACUCCAAUAAGGCUAACAACUGCCGCCAACCUCCUGGUGUGGGCCAGGAGCAUAUAGCCGACCACCCGCACCGCGCACGCCAGUGUUCUGCGCCCGCAACCAAUCAGCAAACCGCCACACUUAAGCCCCAGAAUUGCAAUGAUACACAGAUCGGCACGUAA